Molecule: messenger RNA, 2771 nt
Organism: Penaeus vannamei (Pacific white shrimp)
Lineage: Eukaryota; Metazoa; Arthropoda; Malacostraca; Decapoda; Penaeidae
Source: RefSeq, a predicted model, not a curated record
AUUCUGUUGCCUGUGAUCCCUCUUCCACUCAGGCUCCUGGACGUGCCUCGCCGCUCCGCUCCCAGCCAGCGCCAUCCGGACGGACGCAACUCCUGAGCUGACGGAUUUUAGCUGCAGAUUCGCCUCUCUAACAAUCUUCAGGCAAGAUGACGUUCUGGCAGGAGAACUACGGCUUCGUCAAGGAUGUCUAUGACUUCCGUCUCCAGAAGUACCAAGAAUGGAUGGACAACUUGGAAGCCAUUGUGUCCAAGGUGAUGGCACCUAACGUCCAGUACACCUACAAGGAAUUCAAGAACAUCCAGGAUUCCCUGACUUACCUGACCCGCGAUCUCGAGAAGGAAGGCAUGAAGGAAUGGCUCGACAUGAUGCUGGAGAAGGUGUCGAUGCGAGUGUCCGACGACACCGUGGUCAGCUCCAAGGACAAGGAGUUCAAGGCCACGGAGAAGAAGAAGCUCCAGGCUCUCAUCGACCGCCACGACAAGCUCAUGCCCCCCACGCAGGAGACGCAGGCGAAGGUGGACGUGUACGCGAGGUGCUACGCCUACGGUGACGACAUCAGCCAGACCCUGAAGACGCUGGAGGAGAUGCGUCACCUGUCCGUCAAGGAGAUCCAUCCCCACAACAUGAACAUGGUGGAGGAGCAGAUCGAGAAGGCUGAUAAGGUCAUCGCCACCGUGGAGUCCCAGCGGGAACAGUACGAGGAGCUCCUCAAGCGUGGCAAGAAGCUGCUCCAGAACCCCAACAAGGCUCCUUUCCUCACCGAGCUCAUUGAGAAGAUGGAGAACACGUGGAAGGAGGCCAACGAGAAGUCCAAGGAGAGGCACACCAUGCUCUGCAACUCCGCCAAGGACUGGGAGAAGUACGACGAGAUGCGCUCCGCCAUCAACGGCCCCAUCGAGAAGCUGGAAACCGAGUUCAAACGCUACAGGAAAUUCUACGACCCCGUCAUGGGCGCCAGGAAGCUCGCCCAGAAGCUCGAGAUCUGGGAGGAGGAGAAGAAGAAGGCCGACGAGAUGUUGGAGACCAUCAAGAAGUGCUACCAGACCAUCAUCGUCCUCGCUGGUGACGACAAGAAGGAAUUCCUGGACAAGGAGGUCGCCGACGUCGAGGAGAAGCGCACCAUCAUCGAGAAGUGCAAGGCCAAGCUCGACAAGCUCUUCGAGUACAACGAGAAGCUCACCAAGACCGUGAACCACGCCAAGGAGCUCAAGGACUGGGCCACCCCCGUGAACGCCAAGCUCGAGGAAAUCACGACCUCAGCCGACCUCAGCCCCGAGGACCGCGUGAGGGAGAUCCUCAUCCUCCAGGAGCAGGCCCAGGUCAAGUUCCCCGAGGUCGAGCCCCUGAACAAGGAAUACAAGGCCCUUCUCACAGAGGAGGACCUGGAGAAGUCCGAGACCGCCAAGAACACCAAGGCCACCUGGGACGAGUACAGGCAGUACAUCACCGAGGUCUGCGAGGCCGUGGAGAAGGAGGCCGGCUCGAUCUCACAGGACCAGCGCUUCUACGCCGAUUACCUGUGCGGCGUCAAGGAGUUCAAACCCUGGAUGGAGUCUGCCGAAUCCCACAUCAAGGAGCCCCUGCCCAAGCCCAGCAACCUCGCCGAGUGCUUGGCGCUGCUCGGUGACUGCCAGAACUUCGACACCCUCUGCGCCGACAACAAGGCAAAGCUCGACGAUGCCGGCAAGGCCCGCGAAUCCAUGGAGAAGCAGAGCAACACCGAGAACGAGGUCGUUGCUCUCGGUGGCCGCUGGGAUGAGGUCAAGAAGGCUGCCGCUGACCGCGUCGAGAAGGUCCAAGUUCUGGUCAACACCUGGCAGGACCUGCAGAAGACCACAGACGAGCUGACCUCCAAGAUGAGCGACAUCCCCAACACCGAAGACCCCAAGAUCGAGGAGCUGGAGAAGGUGUUUGCCUCCAUGAAGGAGCUGUUCGCCAAGAAGAAGGAACUCCUGACAACCGUUUAAGAGCGCACCAUCCCCCCCCCUUAAAAAAAACACGCGAGAAUUUAAUUAUAAUUAUUCCUUGACUUGUUGUUAUCACUUGAGUAUCUAUGCAUGUCCACACAAAAUGUCCGUUCUGCCGCCUGCCACCGGUGAUCGGGUUCCUUCAAGCCGGUGUCGCGGUUAGGACGAACUGAAAUACAGUUUCAUGCGGUCAGAGUGAAUGUCUUGAAGAGUGUCGAGAGUAUCAUUUAAGGUUAAACAAUUUUAUUCCUAAAAAAUAUGAAAAAAAGGAUUUUAUGUGCUGAAGGUCUUCAUGUCGUCUGUAAACUUAAAUGCUGUUAGGGAGGAUCUCCAGAAGAGCCAUCCGUGGUUGGGGGAAGCACGGCAUAGCUCCGUGUUCACCUUGCGACAAUACAUAUCCCUUAAUAUAACUGUAACAUUUUAAUCCACCUCCUUUUCUUCUUCUUCUACUUCUACUUCUUUUAUUUCUCUUUUUUUUUCGAAUUACGAGAUGGAAAAAAAAAUAUUUACAUGUAUGAGAAAUCGAUGUUUAUUUGACAACACUGCGAUGAUGCAAAUAGAUGAAUAAAUGAAUAAUAAACAAAGAGAGAGUUGUGACUUACAAUACGAAUUACUGAGAGCAACGCUACAAGAUGGCGACGAGGAUUUGGACUCUACAAAAUCCUGGCUGAUUUUGGUGUCUGACAGCUGUCUAUUCAUGGCCAUUUUCUUUGAAGAAAAAUAAAAAUGGAAAUAAGACGCCCUCCUAACAAUGCCCUCAGGAAGGUCAUAGAACCAGCAACAUAAAUAAAACACCGAAAUCGA